CAAAAAAGUAUGUUUCAGUAUCCACUGGACUCUAAAGGUUAUCAGAUUCUUGAUGAAAUUGGUCGAGGAGCCAGUGCAAUUGUCUACAAGGCCAUCUGUCUUCCCAUGAACUCUUCAACUGUGGCUAUCAAAUCCAUUGAUCUUGAUCAAGCUAAAGCAGAUUUUGACAAUGUCAGACGUGAAGCCAAAAUCAUGUCACUUCUUUCCCAUCCUAAUAUCCUUAAAGCCCAUUGCUUUUUCACCGUUGAUCGUCGUCUUUGGGUGGUGAUGCCAUUCAUGUCUGGCGGUUCUCUUCAGUCCAUCAUCACCUCUAAUUUCCCUGAUGGAUUACCUGAGCCAUGCAUUGCUGCGGUUCUUAAAGAAACCCUUUCUGCUUUAUCAUAUCUUCAUGAUCAGGGCCAUAUCCACAGAGAUGUCAAGGCUGGAAAUAUUUUGAUGGACUCAAAUGGUUCGGUGAAGCUUGCUGAUUUUGGUGUAUCCGCUUCGAUUUAUGAAUCAAGCUCAUCUUAUGGACCGUUACAAGGUUCUCCUUCAUCAAAUUUGAUGCUGACCGAUGUUGCUGGAACCCCUUAUUGGAUGGCACCAGAAGUAAUUCACUCACAUACGGGUUAUAGUUUUAAGGCCGAUAUAUGGUCUUUUGGGAUUACUGCAUUGGAAUUAGCCCAUGGAAGGCCUCCUCUGUCCAAUCUUCCUCCUUCGAAGUCUUUGCUGAUGAAGAUUACCAAGCAAUUCCGGUUCUCUGAUUAUGCUAAGUUUCAUGAAAGUAAGAAAAAGAAGUUUUCAAAGUCUUUCAAGGACAUGGUGGGAUUAUGUCUCGAUCAAGAUCCAUCAAGAAGGCCUUCUGCUGAUAAAUUGUUGAAGCAUUCAUUUUUCAGGUACUGCAAAGGUCCCGAUUUUUUGGUCAAGAAUGUUCUUCAUGGUCUGCCCACCGUGGAACAAAGGUUUCGGCAGUCGAAAAUUCAGAGACUACUGUCCUUGAAUAAAACUGAGGAGGAAGAUGAGGAAGAUUCAUUGAGGGAAAAUACCAAGCAAAGAAGAAUCAGUGGUUGGAACUUUAAUGUGGAGGAUUUCGAAUUGAACCCUGUUUUUCCAAAUGAGAAAGAAGAAGACAGCAUUGUAAAACAAGUCCGAUUUGGAGGUGAAACUAUUAUACAAGAGAAGGGAGGGGACACAGAUGGAUCAAUUUCAAAUAAUUCUCCAGGGCAGACUGUGAGUGUGGCUGGAACUCAGAUUUUGUCUGAUCAAGUCUCUGAGGUUUCUGAUGAUUUGGUGCAAAAUGUUGGGAGCACUAGUGAGGCUGAAUCUGUGAUUAGCGCCAGUGAUCAGGGUAGUGUGGAUGGAGAAAUGAUAUUGAGUAGCCUCUUGUUCCUGAAGAAGAGUUUGGAGGAUCAAAGGAAUGAGGUGAUGACCAUGAUUGGCUUGAUACAGGGGAAAAAGUUCACAGAAAUGAGCAGGGAAGAGCAGCUGAUGCAAGUGAUUGAGAAGAUGAAGGUGGAGUUGGAGAAUGAGAAGAAGAAGAAUGCUGCACUGGAAUUAGAAUUGGAGUUUCUGAAGUUGCAAUACAGCAGUGGACAGUAAUAUGAUUAAGCUGUAUUUAGUUCUCUAUGGGGAUUUGAAUCAAUUUCUAUGCAGUACAUGGUUUAUUCCACUCCAAAUCCAGCUGCCAUAGAGAACCAUAUAGAACCUUAUUUUCAUAUUCUAGGCGAUCUCCUUUUAAAACUCCUAUAUGAUGUUACCAGUUAAAAUUGAUUUAGUCAAUUUCAUAUUGGUUUGAUUGUUAGUACAAUUUAGUUCCAAAACGUCAGUGAUCAUUGUCGACCAAAAUUUGUCAAAUCACCUCAAGAAUCAAUGCAGAUUACAAGAUGUUUGGUCAUUUCA
Molecule: messenger RNA, 1878 nt
Organism: Coffea eugenioides
Lineage: Eukaryota; Viridiplantae; Streptophyta; Magnoliopsida; Gentianales; Rubiaceae
Product: serine/threonine-protein kinase BLUS1
Exons: 1
Coding region: 10-1578 (522 amino acids)
Biological process (GO): protein phosphorylation
Molecular function (GO): protein serine/threonine kinase activator activity; ATP binding; protein kinase activity
Source: RefSeq, a predicted model, not a curated record